Molecule: messenger RNA, 1071 nt
Organism: Zasmidium cellare ATCC 36951
Lineage: Eukaryota; Fungi; Ascomycota; Dothideomycetes; Mycosphaerellales; Mycosphaerellaceae
Exons: 6
Coding region: 1-1071 (356 amino acids)
Biological process (GO): adenylate cyclase-activating G protein-coupled receptor signaling pathway
Cellular component (GO): heterotrimeric G-protein complex
Molecular function (GO): G-protein beta/gamma-subunit complex binding; GTP binding; GTPase activity
Source: RefSeq, a predicted model, not a curated record
AUGGGCGCGUGCAUGAGCAGCGGCAAUCCUGACGAGCCCGACUCGAAGAAGCGCAGUCAGAUGAUAGACCGCUCACUGGAGGAAGAUUCAAAGAAGCUACGGCGAGAAUGCAAGAUAUUACUGUUGGGCUCUGGCGAGAGCGGGAAGAGCACAAUCGUCAAACAGAUGAAGAUCAUACACCAGAAUGGCUACAGUGUUGACGAGCUCGCAUUGUACCGACAUACAAUCUACAAGAACCUGAUAGAUUGCGCAAAGGCCCUCAUUGGCGCCAUGCGGCAGUUCGAGACCGAGGCCGAGGACCCGGCGAAUCGAGACCUUUGUGAUUUUAUCAUGGAGUACACGGUUGACCCCGACCCGCAACAGGCGUUGGAUACCAAGGUUGGCGAUGCAAUUGGCAGUAUAUGGAAAGAUCCAUGUAUACCCAAGGUCUUCGACCACCAAAACGAGUUCUACUUGAUGGACUCAGCGCCAUACUUCUUUGAUGAAGUGACAAGGAUAUCGGCCCCCGACUACAUUCCCACAGAGGCCGACGUACUACGAGCGAGAACGAAAACGACUGGUAUCUAUGAAACGAGAUUCCAAAUGGGCCAAUUGAGCAUACACAUGUUCGAUGUCGGCGGCCAACGAAGCGAGCGGAAGAAGUGGAUACACUGCUUCGAGAAUGUGACCUCAAUCAUUUUCUGCGUAGCACUCAGCGAAUACGACCAAGUCCUACUAGAGGAGAGCAGUCAGAACCGUAUGAUGGAAUCACUGGUCCUCUUCGACUCUGUCGUCAACUCGCGAUGGUUUAUGAGAACCUCUAUCAUCCUGUUCCUGAACAAAGUCGAUCUUUUCCGGGCAAAGCUGUCCAAGUCACCUUUAGCGAACUACUUCCCGGACUAUUCAGGUGGCAACGAUGUCAAUCGAGCCGCGAAGUAUCUCCUAUGGAGAUUCAACCAGGUCAAUCGAGCACACCUGAACCUUUACCCUCAUCUGACACAAGCGACCGACACGUCGAAUAUUCGCCUGGUCUUCGCGGCCGUGAAAGAAACAAUUCUCCAAAACGCGCUCAAAGAUUCAGGCAUCUUAUAA